This is a messenger RNA of Procambarus clarkii (red swamp crayfish), 882 nucleotides long. RefSeq names its product transcription elongation factor A protein-like 5. The record is from RefSeq and is a predicted model, not a curated record. NCBI's taxonomy places the organism in Eukaryota, Metazoa, Arthropoda, Malacostraca, Decapoda, Cambaridae.
AUGAGAUAUGUAAAAGAGGGGCCAACAGGACCUACAAAAGAGGGGCCAACAGGACCUACAAAAGAGGGGCCAACAGGACCUACAAAAGAGGGGCCAACAGGACCUACAAAAGAGGGCCAACAGGACCUACAAAAGAGGGGCCAACAGGACCUACAAAAGACGGUCAACAGGACCUACAAAAGAGGGCCAACAGGACCUACAGAAGAGGGUCAACAGGACCUGCAAAAGAGGGCCAACAGGACCUACAAAAGAGGGCCAACAGGACCUACAAAAGAGGGCCAACAGGACCUGCAAAAGAGGGCCAACAGGACCUACAAAAGAGGGGCCAACAGGACCUACAAAAGAGGGGCCAACAGGACCUACAAAAGAGGGCCAACGGGACCUACAAAAGAGGGCCAACAGGACCUACAAAAGAGGGGCCAACAGGACCUACAAAAGAGGGGCCAACAGGACCUACAAAAGAGGGGCCAACAGGACCUACAAAAGAGGGGCCAACAGGACCUACAAAAGAGGGGCCAACAGGACCUACAAAAGAGGGGCCAACAGGACCUACAAAAGAGGGCCAACGGGACCUACAAAAGAGGGGCCAACAGGACAUACAAAAGAGGGGCCAACAGGACCUACAAAAGAGGGCCAACAGGACCUACAAAAGAGGGGCCAACAGGACCUACAAAAGAGGGCCAACAGGACCUACAAAAGAGGGGCCAACAGGACCUACAAAAGAGGGGCCAACAGGACCUACAAAAGACGGUCAACAGGACCUACAAAAGAGGGGCCUACAGGACCUACAAAAGAGGGGCCAACAGGACCUACAAAAGAGGGGCCAACAGGACCUGCAAAAGAGGGGCCAUCGGGACCUACAAAAGAGGCCGAAGGAUAUGA